UAUCCAGUCAUUCAAGUUCUAUAUUUUUGAAGAAAAACGAAGGAAACAAGCUAGCUUCCUCACUGAAAAUGGAUGCUAAGAAGCCCUUCGUCGCCGUUCUUCUCAUACAAACCAUAUAUGCUGGCAUGUUCUUGGUCUCCAAGGCUGCAUUUAAUGUAGGUAUGAAUAAUUUCAUCUUCGUCUUCUACAGACAGGCCGCAGCAACUGUUUUCUUGGUUCCUCUUGCCAUCAUUUUUGAGAGAAAAAAUGUGCCACCACUCUCCUUCGUGACCUUCUGCAAAAUUUUUAUGCUUUCUCUAUUUGGGAUUACUUUAAGCUUGGAUGUUAACGGUGUUGCCCUCAUUUAUACAUCUGCAACUUUGGCUGCUGCAACAACAAAUUGCCUUCCUGUCAUUACCUUUUUCUUGGCCGUUUUACUCAGGAUGGAAACUGUGAAGUUGAGGACAUCCUCUGGCAUGGCAAAGAUUGCAGGUGUUUUAAUCUGCAUAGCAGGUGCUGCAACAAUAGCAUUUUACAAGGGCCCCCAUUUGCAACUCAUGUUACAUCAUCACCUUUUUGGACACCAUAACAGCCACGAACAUCAAUCUCAUGUAAGCUCUGGUGCAACGUGGGUGAAGGGAUGCUUACUCAUGCUCAUGUCCAACACCUUCUGGGGCUUGUGGCUUGUAUUGCAGGCUUACAUCAUGAAAAGCUACCCUGCAAAGCUUCUGCUGACAACCCUACAGUGCCUUUUGAGCUCAAUUCAAUCGUUUUUCAUUGCUAUUGCUUUGGAAAGAGACCCUGAUCAGUGGAAGCUGGGCUGGAAUGUGAAACUCGGAGCUGUAGCCUACACGGGAAUUGUUGUGACAGGUGUUACAUACUACCUACAAACAUGGGUCAUCGAGAAGAAGGGGCCUGUUUUUCUAGCCAUGUCCACACCAUUUGCCCUAAUCAUUACUAUAUUUUGUUCAGCAAUUUUCUUAGGCGAGGCCAUUAGUUUGGGAAGUAUCUUAGGUGGGGUCUUGUUGGUUGGAGGGCUAUAUAGUGUUUUAUGGGGGAAGAGCAAAGAACAGAAGAUGGAAAAAACUUCUUCGACAGGCCAAGCUGAGAAGGAAACAGAGCUUAAAGAAGAAGUGGCUGCUCAGAGUCCACCCCCACCAUUUUUUGUGUAAUGUGCAUGCCCUACAGUUCUUCAAAGGGCAUGGGGACCUCCAAAACUAUAUUGGGACAUCACGCAUUUCAGUACACCCCCCAUCAUCUUGUUUUCAUUUUUGUACGUACUUUUGGGGAGGGGUGGUGAUUGAGUCCAGGAGAUGUGGACUGCGUAGGAAUGGGAGUGUAAGUCAUCUAUGCCAAUGGGCUUGAAACUAAAAGGCUCAGAGGCAACACUGAGAUGACCAUUUUCCCACUGUAUUAAUAUACAAUAAUGGAGCAUAUAUUGUUUCUUCUCAUACCCGUAAAAUAUUUAGUUCUAGAUUUCAGAGAAAUGUUAACCAUAUUAAGUUCCGAUGUAUUGUGAUAGAUGCUCCAAGCAAUUUUAUAAAAUCGUUAGCACUA
Messenger RNA from Vitis riparia (riverbank grape), 1536 nucleotides. RefSeq names its product WAT1-related protein At5g64700. NCBI's taxonomy places the organism in Eukaryota, Viridiplantae, Streptophyta, Magnoliopsida, Vitales, Vitaceae. The coding region runs from base 69 to 1151 and encodes 360 amino acids. The transcript has 7 exons. Gene Ontology annotation, cellular component: plasma membrane. The record is from RefSeq and is a predicted model, not a curated record. Gene Ontology annotation, molecular function: transmembrane transporter activity.